This is a messenger RNA of Solanum verrucosum, 1410 nucleotides long. Its product is annotated as long-chain-alcohol oxidase FAO4A-like. Gene Ontology annotation, molecular function: flavin adenine dinucleotide binding; oxidoreductase activity, acting on CH-OH group of donors. Lineage: Eukaryota; Viridiplantae; Streptophyta; Magnoliopsida; Solanales; Solanaceae. The record is from RefSeq and is a predicted model, not a curated record. The transcript has a single exon. The coding region runs from base 1 to 1410 and encodes 469 amino acids.
AUGGAUCAAAUGUACCUUGGAAGUGGAGUAGUAGCAACCAAGGACAUGGAUAUUAUACUACUUGCUGGAUCAACUGUUGGUGGUGGCUCGACGAUAAAUUGGUCAGCUUCGAUUCAAACUCCACAACAUGUACUAAAAGAAUGGUCCGAAAGUUACAAUCUUAAACUGUUUGAAAGUGAACUCUACAAGGAGGCUAUGAAGAUUGUGUGUGAAAAAAUGGGAGUUCAGUCUGAAAUUGAAGAUGAAGGGUUCCAAAACAUGAUUUUGAGAAAAGGGUGUCAAGAAUUAGGAUAUCCAGUGGAAACAAUCCCUACAAACGCACCCUCGGAUCAUUAUUGUGGAUGGUGCAGCAUGGGUUGCAAAGAUGGGAAGAAAAAAGGCACAGCUGAGACAUGGUUAGUCGAUUUGGUGAAAUCAGGUAAUGGUGCAAUACUUCCUGAGUGUGAAGCAUUGGAAGUGAUCCAUGAAGAAAAGAAUGACAAUUCAGGAAAACAUAAAGCCAUUGGAGUUACUUUUGCAUUUCAAAAUAUUGAAGGGAUGAGAGAAAUUUGUAUGGUGAAAUCAAAAGUCACAAUAGUAGCUUGUGGUGCUCUUAGCACUCCUUCAUUGCUCAAGAGGAGUGGCUUAAAGAAUCCAAAUAUUGGCAGAAACUUACACCUCCAUCCAGUCGUCAUCGCUUGGGGAUACUUUCCAGAUUCACCAUCAACAUCUAAUGAAAUAUGGCCAAAAGCAGAGAAGAAAAGUUAUGAAGGAGGGAUAAUGACAGCCAUGUCUAAAGUCGUGGCGAAUUUCGAAGGAUCAGGAUAUGGUGCAGUCAUACAGACACCAGGAUUGCACCCUGGAAUGUUUUCAGCACUAAUGCCAUGGGUUUCAGGCAUAGAUAUCAAGAUGAGGAUGAGCAAAUAUUCAAGAACAGCGUGUAUCUUCGCAUUGGCAAGGGACAAGGGAUCAGGGGAAGCACUUUCACCAUAUUCAAUAUCUUACAAGUUGGAUCAAAUUGAUGAAGAAAAUCUAAAAGUAGGCCUAGAGAAGACACUAAGAAUCUUGGCAGCUGCUGGUGCAGAAGAGAUUGGAACUCAACAAGAAAAAGGGAGGAGUUUGAAGGUGAAAGAUGCAAGUUUGGAGGAGUUUGAGAGGUUUGUGAAAGAAGAAAGUUCAAUAGGAAUUGGAAAACAUUCAGUUCCUAUAUGUUCAGCACAUCAAAUGGGAAGUUGUAGAAUGGGAACUGAUCCAACAAAUUCAGUGGUUAAUUCCAAAGGAGAAACAUGGGAAGUAGAAGGUUUAUUUCUUGGUGAUUCAAGUGUUUGUCCAACAGCUAUUGGAGUGAAUCCAAUGGUCACAAUUCAGGCCAUUUCUUACUGCACUGCACAAUCUGUGCUCCAACUUCUAAAGAAUCAAAAGUUGGAGUAA